GUUAUGCCCCUACUCUUCAACCUCUUUGGGAUUAAGUUUAUAUGUUGGGGGAAGUUUUGAACCGGCCAAAUAUAAAUAAAUAUUAUAGCAGAUAUUGGUUGAUAUCGGGAAUAUUUUUUUCAGGCGAAAAACAUUGGUAAUCGUUUUAAUAUGUCUGAAAUUAGAGUUAUUCCGUUAGGAGCAGGUCAGGAUGUUGGAAGAAGUUGUAUUAUAGUUCAAAUAGGUGGCAAGAAUAUAAUGCUAGACUGUGGUAUGCAUAUGGGCUACAAUGAUGAACGAAGGUUUCCAGAUCUUAGUUUCAUUGUAGCUGAAGGUCCCCUUACAAGUUUUAUAGAUUGCGUCAUAAUUUCUCAUUUUCAUUUGGAUCACUGUGGUGCAUUGCCUUAUCUUACUGAAAUGGUUGGAUACUCAGGACCAAUUUACAUGACACAUCCUACAAAAGCUAUAGCUCCUAUCCUGCUUGAGGAUAUGCGAAGAAUAGCUGUGGAAAAAAAAGGUGAUGGCAAUUUCUUUACUUCACAAAUGAUUAAAGAUUGUAUGAAGAAGGUAACUGCUGUGACUUUACAUCAGUCUUUGAUGGUAGACAAUCAGUUAGAAAUUAAAGCUUAUUAUGCUGGUCAUGUAUUAGGUGCAGCAAUGUUCAAAAUCACUGUUGGUUCUCAGUCUGUAGUUUAUACUGGUGACUAUAAUAUGACACCAGAUAGACAUUUGGGGGCAGCUUGGAUUGAUAAAUGCCGACCUGAUCUUUUAAUUACAGAAUCGACCUAUGCAACUACAAUAAGAGAUUCAAAAAGGUGCAGGGAGAGAGAUUUUUUGAAAAAGGUCACAGAAUGUAUAGAUAGAGGAGGAAAAGUUUUAAUUCCUGUAUUUGCAUUAGGUCGUGCUCAAGAAUUGUGUAUUUUACUUGACACUCAUUGGGAAAGAAUGAAUUUAAAAACACCAGUGUAUUUUGCAGUAGGUCUCACUGAGAAAGCUAAUAAUUAUUAUAAAAUGUUCAUUACUUGGACUAACCAGAAUGUAAAGAAAACAUUUGUCCAAAGAAAUAUGUUUGAUUUUAAACAUAUUAAACCUUUCGAUAAAUCUUACAUCGACAAUCCAGGUGCUAUGGUUGUUUUAGCACCUCCAGGAAUGCUUCAUGCUGGGCUUUCAUUGCAGAUAUUCAAGAAAUGGGCCCCAAAUGAAAGUAAUAUGGUCAUUAUGCCAGGGUUUUGUGUUGUUGGAACUGUAGGCCAUAAAAUUCUUAAUGGGGCCAAGCAAAUUGAAUUUGAAAGUAGGCAAACUGUUGAAGUUAAAAUGAGUGUCGAGUAUAUGUCAUUUUCAGCUCAUGCAGAUGCUAAAGGAAUAAUGCAGUUGAUUCAGUACUGUGAACCUAAAAAUGUUCUUUUGGUUCAUGGAGAAGCUGAAAAAAUGGAAUUUUUAAAAGAAAAGAUUAAGCAAGAAUUUGAUUUAGAUUGUUACAUGCCUGCAAAUGGAGAAACAUGUACAAUUACCACACCUUAUCGAAUCCCUAUUGAUGUAUCAUUAUCUUUACUAAAAGCAGAAAAUUCAAAAUACAAUGCCCAACCUCCAAAUCCUAAAAAUGCACGUGUAAUUCAUGGAGUUUUAGUAGUCAAAGAUUCAUCUCUGUGCCUAAUGGAUGUAGAUGAAGCUUGUAAAGAAGCAGGAAUCAAUCGUCAUAUUAUCAGGUUUACUUCAACUGUGCGGUUAGAAGAUCCAAGUCCACCAUCAAAAACUGCAGAAAAGCUUUAUAAAUUAUUUAAGGAAAAACUAGUUGGUUGGAAUGUUGGUCUGACUGAUGGUUCAAUAUCCAUUGAAUCUGUUCUUGUAAAGGUUGAAGGAAGUGAAGACGAACAGAAAAAUGUUUAUGUUUCCUGGACUAAUCAAGAUGAAGAACUUGGAAGUUCCAUUUUAGAAAUUCUUCAAUCAAUGGGACAUGUAUCAUGAAUCCUUUAAUUUAAAAUUGAGUACCUAAAUCUGUGAUGAUUUGUAAGAUAUUGUAAAGAAAAUAAUGUAUAUUUUAUGGACAGCUGUUCAUCUGUAAUUAUUUUGGUUAAGGUCAUGUUACUUUAAAUGCUAAGGCUUCUGGGGCUGAUAACUGUAAUAUUUUUUUAUCCCAAAUAUCAUUAAGGAAUGACUGAAUCAUUAGUUAAUUAAUUUUAAAUUAAUUAAAAAAAUAUCAGAAAAUUGGAUUUAGGUUCCUGAAUCGGUACUCUGUAAUUUUCACAACCCAUGAAAAGUGUCAUCAGAGGUUCCCUUCUAUUCCAAAAAAAGAGAAUAAACCUAUGAUUUAUCUAAAAUGCUAUUUAGACUAUUUCAUUCCUCUUUAUCACGCUAUACGUGAAGUCACUCCUCCUUCUUGUUAUUGAGUGUUGCAUUUAAAACUUUAUUCAAUUCAACUAAAGGCCCAAGCGUAGGAUUGGAUUAGUUGUAUUAAGAAUAACAGCCUGUAUCCUGAAAUAUGAGCUUUAGGUUAUCCGAAUAAUAUGAAAUAUGAUUAUUAGAUUGUCAGAUGUUAUAGGUCAGAGGUUCUCCUCUGCAAUAAUAUUUAAGGUCAAAAUUUUCAAUUUUGUGAAUAAGCAUUCUAAAAAUUAAAUUAGGGCACAAUGAAAAUAAAAAUAUUUUUUUAUUUUUACUUUGUUGUUUCUUUGACUGAACACUCCAACUAACUUCUCAUCAAUAUAUUUACGACAGUAAACUAUCAAUCCACUAACUAAAAAUGAAUAAUAUUUUAUUUUAUUUUAACAAAAUUGAAAUUUAAUAAUUUCUGAAAAAAAUAAAUUGAAUUUGGCUUAUAUAUAUUGUACAAUAAUGGGUAAAGAUUCUGUUAUACCACUUAAGUUAUAAAUGUAUGGCAAACAUUUUUUAGUCCUAGUAAGUAUGCCUUGAACAUUUUUUAGUUCAACAAGGGUGCUGUGAAAAAUGCUUGAAAACCAUUGGUAUAAUUUUUAAUUUAUGCCAUUUGUUUUUUAUUUUGUUAAUUAAAUGGAUUUUUUAAAAGAAUUUGGUUGAUUUUUAAGUUGUUUUGCUACAUAGGGUCAUCAAUUUGACUAGUUCUCCCAUGCUCAAAUUAAGCUGUCAUCUCCCAUUUUCUCAACUUUCUCUGGUCAUACAAUAACCCUUUAAAAUAGCACACGAACAUACCAAUUCAACAUAGACAGAUUGAGCAACAAACUGAUGGUGGCUGGCCAACCACAUUCAUAAGACUUAUAUUUUAUCAUAGUAAGAAUGAUAAAAUUCAUUUAGCAAUCUAGUCACUAAAUUAAAUUUUUUACUGGUGAAAAAACAAAACAGAUAUUCAUGUAAUCAAUGAGGAUGGGCAUACUAAAUAUGUAAUACAUCUUAAUCCAGAGGAAUAGGUGGUUAGUUUUCAUCAGGAUUUUUAGAGGAUUAUUCCUGAGUAGAAAAAGAAGUUAAACAAGGGUGUUUACUAAAAUAUUUUUAUGAAAUUCUCUAAUUUUUCAGGCAAUUUACUAAUUUAUCCCAUACUAAUUGUAUAAAUUAAAUAGAAAUGGCCAAAGUUCUUUUGGUUGUUUACAUUUUUUGUGUCUAUAUUAGUUUUGCAAGAUAUCUAAUUGCAAUUUUAAAGGUUCAGUAUUAUACAACAAAAAUAUGUAAAAUUACCAAAUAAGUAAACUGAAAUAUGUGAUUUAUUGAAGCUAAGUUACCACAAGUUUGUCAAUAAGUUUAGUAAGUUUUUAAAAAUGUUGAUUAUUAGAUAUAGAAG
Molecule: messenger RNA, 3724 nt
Organism: Nezara viridula (southern green stink bug)
Lineage: Eukaryota; Metazoa; Arthropoda; Insecta; Hemiptera; Pentatomidae
Source: the annotation of a GenBank genome assembly